Messenger RNA from Brassica oleracea var. oleracea, 1125 nucleotides. Its product is annotated as V-type proton ATPase subunit D-like. Gene Ontology annotation, molecular function: proton-transporting ATPase activity, rotational mechanism. The transcript is spliced from 2 exons. Gene Ontology annotation, cellular component: proton-transporting V-type ATPase complex; vacuolar membrane. The record is from RefSeq and is a predicted model, not a curated record. Lineage: Eukaryota; Viridiplantae; Streptophyta; Magnoliopsida; Brassicales; Brassicaceae. The coding region runs from base 193 to 978 and encodes 261 amino acids.
CCCCCCACUCUCCUUCCUUUCUUUCCUCCACGUUCAGCGACGAGGAUCGCUCUCUCUUCUCACGCCUGUCGACACUUCUUAAAAUCAAUUUUCUCCAAGGGCCCCUCUCUUUCUCUCCCUUAUUUUCUAUCUAUAAUCUCAGUGAUCUACUCGCAAAGAAGUCUCCUUCAGAAAACCAGUAGUUUCUGAGUCAUGGCUGGCCAAAACGCGCGGUUGAAUGUGGUUCCCACCGUUACAAUGCUCGGCGUAAUGAAAGCUCGUCUCGUUGGCGCCACGAGAGGCCACGCUCUCCUCAAGAAGAAGAGCGACGCUUUAACCGUUCAGUUCAGAGCCCUUCUCAAGAAAAUCGUAACAGCCAAAGAAUCAAUGGGAGACAUGAUGAAGACAUCCUCUUUCGCUCUAACCGAAGUCAAGUACGUCGCCGGCGAAAACGUCAAACACGUCGUCCUCGAGAACGUCAAAGACGCCACGCUCAAAGUCCGGUCCAGACAAGAGAACAUCGCCGGCGUGAAGCUCCCCAAGUUCGAUCACUUCUCAGAAGGCGAGACCAAGAACGACUUAACCGGUUUAGCUAGAGGUGGACAGCAAGUACAAGCGUGCCGUGUGGCUUACGUUAAAGCUAUCGAAGUGCUUGUCGAGCUUGCUUCUCUCCAGACUUCGUUCUUGACGCUUGAUGAAGCUAUCAAGACGACUAAUCGGAGGGUGAACGCUCUGGAGAAUGUGGUGAAACCGAAGAUUGAGAAUACGAUUAGUUACAUCAAGGGAGAGCUUGAUGAGCUUGAGAGGGAAGACUUCUUCAGGUUGAAGAAGAUUCAGGGGUACAAGAGGAGGGAAGUUGAGAGACAAGCGGCUAAUGCGAAGGCGUUUGCUGAGGAGAUGGUUCUUGAAGGGAUCUCUAUGCAGAGAGGGAUAUCGAUAAACGCUGCUAGGAGCUUGCUUGUUGGUGGUGGAGAGAAGGAUGCAGACAUUAUUUUCUGAGCUGAUUGCUUGGUUUCUAUUUUUUAUUUAUUUAUCAGAUUGAUGUUUCUUGAAAUAAAAUGGAUUUUGAUGUAGAUGAGAUAUUGUAUCUCAUCUUUGGAUUGUGCUUUUGCCAUAAUAUUCCUCGUGAGAUUUGUGAUUAUUAUU